Messenger RNA from Cuculus canorus (common cuckoo), 1255 nucleotides. RefSeq names its product elongator acetyltransferase complex subunit 6 (gene ELP6). Gene Ontology annotation, cellular component: elongator holoenzyme complex. Gene Ontology annotation, biological process: tRNA wobble uridine modification. Lineage: Eukaryota; Metazoa; Chordata; Aves; Cuculiformes; Cuculidae. The transcript is spliced from 7 exons. The coding region runs from base 3 to 866 and encodes 287 amino acids. The record is from RefSeq and is a predicted model, not a curated record.
GCAUGCGCGGGGCCGCACCCUCCACCCCCGCGGCCUCCACGUUCUUUCCACUGCCUCUCGCCAUGUUCGUGGAGCUGAACGAGCUCCUGGACGCCAGUCCGGAGCGACCGGACACGGGUAAAUUCACGCUGCUGCGAGACACCAGAACAGAUGGCAGCUUCUUGGUGCACCAUUUCCUCUCCUUCUACCUCAAAGCUGGCUGCAAGGUUUGCUUCGUGGCUCUGCUCCAGUCCUUCAGUCACUACAACGUCGUAGCGCAAAAGCUGGGAGUCAAUCUGACCGCUGCCAAGGAACGGGGACAGCUCGUCUUCUUGGAAGGUCUCAAGUCCUGCCUUGACCUCGUGUUUGGAGAGAAGGAGGAGCAGUCGGGACAGCCCAGUCCUCUUCAGUUUAUGAGUGAGAGCUCUUCCAACCUCAAAGCCAUGUUUGACUUCAUCCGGACGUCCCUCACUCCCGCUGACAGCGACUCCUGGAAAGGUCCCGUGUUGUUGGUGGACGAUCUCAGCGUCCUGCUCAGCCUGGGCGCCACGCCGGUGGCCGUGAUGGACUUCAUCCACUACUGCAGAGUCGUGGUGUGCUCCCAGCUGCAGGGAAACGUCGUGGUGUUGGUUCACAGCAAUGAAGAUUCAGAAGAUGAAGAAAACGACCUGGUAGUGACCUCCUUGUGUCAUCACAGUGACCUGAUCCUCUGGGCAGAAGGACUGACGACCGGCUUCUGCAAGGAUGUUCACGGGCAGAUUAAAAUAAUUAAGAGACUGUCCUUGCAGCUGACGGCGGAGGAAGAUCGCGUCCAGAUCUACCAAUAUAAGAUCCAGGACAGGAAUGUCACCUUUUUUGCCCCAGGACUGUCACCUGCGGUCCUGUGAUGCUGUGAUACCACCAAGAGCUUUGCAAAGCAAAGCUGAAGAGGAUGAUACCUCCAGACUGGACGUGCCGAGUGCAUCCCCGGUGCCUUCCAGGAGCCGCGCAACAAAAUGAUCCCGGAGGGAAGCUUAAACACUUGCGGAACUGCGGGGCAGCGAAGGGAUUGGUGAGCCCAGAGCUUGCUGCGUCCCUUAGAAUCAUACAAUGGGUUGGGUUGGAAGGGACCUUAAAGCCCAUCCAGUUCCAACCCCCCGUGCCGUGGGCAGGGACACCUCCCGCUGGGUCAGUAAUUAAUUAAUGGUUUCUAUUUGUUCUUCAUUUAAUCCUUAACAAUUGCUAAUACACAAAUUUGCCUUUUCUGCCUGCGUCGAGCUGACAUUUUCAGAGAAUU